CCGCCCGCUCUGUGCGCUCGCGUUAACCCUCCUACGAGGUCCGGGUCGCGAGAGUUGCGGGUUCCUACUCAAGAGUUGUUUCUCAGGUCGGCCACGGGAGUGUGUCCUGCUUGCCUUGCUCUAGGGACAGGACUCAUUUGAGACAAGGACCACUUCCUGAAGCGCGACGCAGGAAGUUAUCUGCUAUAUAGCUGGAGUCCUGUGGAGAAAGUGCUGUCUGCUGCACGGGUGGCGGCGGGAGCUGGAGGUCGGUCUGGAGACCGGCCGUACGGUUUGGCCACAGUUAAGCGCCAGUUUCCAUAGCAGCACCACGGCCCCCUUCUCCAGCCCCGAGCCCGGCGCGGCUGCCCGGGGGGCUCCUUUAGGCUCCUUGACGCUGCUCCAAGAGGCAACUACCUGGGCAUCGCCUGGGCCUCCAGCCAGGGGACUGGCUCCCGGCUUCAGCUUUCCGGGCCGCAGUAAGAAGUGCUCUGGUCACCCCGCGCCCUGCCCACCUUCUCGAACCAUCGAGACCCUGGUCCAGAGCGACAGCCCUGGACCUGGGACUAGACGGAUCCAAAACACUCAGCCUCGACCCCCCUCAGACGGGGCUGUGCAGCGUCUCUGAUAUGUCACCCACCGUCUCCCACAAGGACAACAGUCGGCAACGACGGCCAGGGACUUACAGUCACUCUCUGGAUAUGAAGAGUGGCCUUCUGCCGCCGGGCGACUGGGAUGACAGCCAUCUGAACUUGGUGGGCGGAGAAGGGGACAGAGAAGCUCUUCUGCUGGAUACUGGUGAUCUCUCAAAACUCCCACGGAGCUGCCGGGCCGAAUUAAGCAGCAUUUUGCUGUUGCUUUUUCUUUAUGUGCUUCAGGGCAUUCCACUGGGCCUGGCAGGAAGCAUCCCACUCAUUUUGCAGAGCAAAAAUGUUAGCUAUACAGAUCAAGCUUUUUUCAGUUUUGUCUUUUGGCCCUUCAGUCUCAAAUUGCUCUGGGCCCCACUGGUAGAUGCGGUUUACUUUAGGAACUUCGGUCGUCGCAAAUCUUGGCUUGUCCCUACACAGUAUAUACUGGGACUCUUCAUGAUGUAUUUAUCCACUCAGGUGGACCAUAUGCUCGGGAACACUGAUGGCAGAACCCCCGAUGUGGUUGCUCUCACUGUGACAUUCUUUUUGUUUGAAUUUCUGGCCGCCACUCAGGACAUCGCUGUGGAUGGCUGGGCGUUAACUAUGUUAUCCCGAGAAAACGUGGGUUAUGCUUCUACUUGCAAUUCAGUGGGCCAAACAGCGGGCUACUUUUUGGGCAAUGUUUUGUUUUUGGCCCUUGAAUCUGCCGACUUUUGUAACAAAUAUUUGCGGUUUGAGCCUCAACCCAGGGGAAUCGUUACUCUUGCAGGUAGUGUUACAUUGUACAGCAUGUAUGUUUCUAUAAUGGCAUUCAAUGCAAAGGUUAGCGAUCCACUUAUUGGAGGAACAUAUAUGACCCUUCUGAACACCGUGUCCAACCUGGGAGGAAACUGGCCUUCCACAGUAGCUCUUUGGCUGGUAGAUCCCCUCACAGUGAAAGAGUGUGUAGGAGCAUCAAACCAGAACUGUCGAACACCUGAUAAUGUCGAGCUUUGCAAAAAACUCGGUGGCUCGUGUGUUACAGCACUGGAUGGUUAUUAUGUGGAGUCCAUUAUUUGUGUGUUUAUUGGAUUUGGUUGGUGGUUCUUUUUUGGUCCAAAAUUUAAAAAGUUACAGGAUGAAGGACCUUCUUCAUGGAAGUGCAAAAGGAGCAAUUAAUACAUUCACUAUUGGGUAUUCUGAGAAAAAGGUAACUAUAGUUUAGUUUUAAUUCAGAGAGCUAUGAAAAUCAAUGCACAGGAAUAUGAAAUAUUUUAAACACAAAUUAUUAAUAUAAAAUGCCAAAUCAUUAAAAAAUAGAGACCUCUCUGUAUGUUGAUUAUAUUUUUCCUUGCCUUGUUUAUGUAUUUAAAGUUUACUUAAGGUUAGGAAGUGGAUUCUAAAACACCUUUUCCUGCCUUGUUAUUUGAUUUAUAUCUUUUCAAUUUACUGACCAAAGUAAGUUUUAAGCUGCAAUGCAGCAGUCAUGGGUGAUAACCAUGCAGUCAAGUAUUGUUAUCAGUUCCUGUCACUGAGCUGUAUUCAAAAUUUUGGUAAAAUACAUUAAGUGGAACACAGCUUGAUAUUCAGGUACUAAUUACAACUAGUCUGGCCAGUUGGAAGUUAAAUUUUAUUUGGAAUUGCAAAUUGGUUAAAUUCUAUAUAUGUAGAAUUUGCUGAGAAGAGAAUCUAGGCUACUGACUUAAAUGACAUAUUAGUUGUUAUUUUUCUGACCACAAGCACAUUGUACUUAUGAAUCUGUGUUACGAAGACUAUUCACAAACGCAUUGUGCUAAUGAGCCUGUGUUAAAAAAAAAAAAGACUAUUUUAAAUGUAUUUUCUGCUUUUGUAAGCAUUAAAGAUUUAUAAGAUAUUAUUCAAACUAUUUUUUAUAAAAUGGAGCUAUCAUUUUUAAUUUAUUGAUUCCCCUGUCCACCUUUUUUGAAAAGGUAUUUUGAUUCCUUGUUAACUUUUACCAUAAAGCUUACAUAUGUUUUUUGUUCUAAGUGCUUCAGCACACAGACAUCUCAUGAAGGGAUCAAAUUUAGUGUUAUAUAUAUGUUCACAGCAAAGUCCUGAAAAUAAAAAUUAAAUGUUUUUCUUCAA
Messenger RNA from Hipposideros armiger (great roundleaf bat), 2693 nucleotides. It is a transcript of the gene SLC33A1, whose product is annotated as solute carrier family 33 member 1. Gene Ontology annotation, cellular component: membrane. The transcript is spliced from 3 exons. Gene Ontology annotation, molecular function: acetyl-CoA transmembrane transporter activity. The record is from RefSeq and is a predicted model, not a curated record. Gene Ontology annotation, biological process: acetyl-CoA transmembrane transport. Lineage: Eukaryota; Metazoa; Chordata; Mammalia; Chiroptera; Hipposideridae. The coding region runs from base 609 to 1766 and encodes 385 amino acids.